UGGGAACUUGGUGACAGCUAAAAGAUGCCACUCUUUGUUGCAGUGGAGAUUUCUUAACAGCCUUACCAUCUGCUGUGCCUUAAAGUCAGCUCUUGUCCUUCCAUGUUGGGAAUUUUGUGGUUUUCUGACUUCAACAUUUUUUCACCAGGUUCUAUGUACCAGCUGAGGACCUCUGAGGAAGAAGAAUACAGCAACGAAAUCUCCAAGCUCAGGCAGGCGGUGUUACAAAACAAUGACAUACUCCUUGACAACAUGCUCUGCCAGGAGAUUUACAAGAAAGUCAUCAACUGCAGAGGGGGAUGGGGCAUCGCAGGCACUCCCCUCCAUGCCGCCGUGUCUAAAGGCCACCUCAGCUGCCUGCAGGUUCUGUUGGCCCACGGCGCUUUUGUAGACACCAUAGACGUCAAAGCCCAAACGCCUCUUUUCAACGCAGUUCGCGGACGAUACCUGGACUGUGUCCUCGCCCUCCUUGGAGCUGGUGCCAACCCCAACGGAAGUAAGUCCAACAACAGCUCCCCGGUCCUCACCGCUGCCAGAGAGGGCGACGUGGAGAUCCUCAGGCAGCUGCUGGUUCACGGCGCCGAUGCGAACUCUCGUUGUAAGGUCCUGGUGUGGCCCUCCUACGUCAGGGUGACCAGCGGACCGCUCUACCUGUCUGCGGUUUACGGACACAUGGAGUGCUUUAGGCUGCUGCUCCUCUACGGCGCUGACCCCGAUUACAACUGCACUGACGCGACCUUCCACAGUCUAGGCAAGACGCCCAGAACGGUGCUGGAGAUGUGCCUCAGGUACGGCUGCGGCGUGGAGUACAUCCAGCUGCUGAUCGACUUCGGCGCGAAUGUCUACCUCCCUACGCUGAUCAUCGAGAAGUCCACGAAGCAGAACGAAGCAGUGGAGCUGCUCCUGAGUGAGAGAGGAACUCCCAAAGCCUUGACCUCACAGUGCCGACUUGCUGUGCGAAGACACCUGAAAAGCGUCAACAAGAUCCACUGCAUCGACAAGCUGGACAUGCCAACCAGUCUGAAACACUUCCUGCAGCAUAAAACAGUCCCUGUCCAUGUUCAGUAAAAGAAGAAAGUGUGCGUUA
Molecule: messenger RNA, 1087 nt
Organism: Gambusia affinis (western mosquitofish)
Lineage: Eukaryota; Metazoa; Chordata; Actinopteri; Cyprinodontiformes; Poeciliidae
Gene: asb12a
Product: ankyrin repeat and SOCS box-containing 12a
Exons: 2
Coding region: 103-1068 (321 amino acids)
Biological process (GO): regulation of barbed-end actin filament capping; intracellular signal transduction
Cellular component (GO): cytoplasm; nucleus
Molecular function (GO): protein binding
Source: RefSeq, a predicted model, not a curated record